AUGAUGCCGGACAUCCACUAUCAAACCAUUGUCCCCCGCGCCGUUCGCUCCGCCAUGUGUUUUGUCGAAGACGACGAGGAUACCUGCGUGCGUCUCACGGAGUAUCGGGUUCUGCCUGUCCGUGUUUCGUGUCCCCUUCCUGCUCCUCCUUGUCGUCGCAGGUGUAGCAGCAGUGACAGCGGUAGUAGCAGCAGCAGUGACUCGAGCUCGAGCAACAGCAGCAGCAGCAGCAGCAACAGCAGCAGCAGUAGCAGCGACAGCGACAGCGACAGCGAGAGCAGCAAGAGCAAGAGCAGCUACCACCAUCGUCGCCAUCAUCGUCGCUAUCACCAUCGUCAUCGCCAUCACCAUGACCAAGUCGUCGUUUGCCCGCCACCACCUCCGCGCCGUUCUUGCUCUCCAAGGUGCUCCUAUACCACCGUAACUCGCACCAUGACUCGCACGACCGAGGAGUCCCUGGUGCCCUUCUGGUCAAGGAAAUCGCCGCGACUGAUUGAAAGCCGCGAAUGCGGACCACAUCGCUUCGUGGAAUGUUUCGAGCCGGAUGAGUGCAGGUCUCGACGACGACGUCCUUUGGAAAGAGAGUGCGACGAUGACUUGGUGUAUAUCUGUGGAAGAUAG
Aspergillus melleus is the source of this 621-nucleotide messenger RNA. RefSeq lists its product as uncharacterized. Bases 1 to 621 code for a protein of 206 amino acids. Lineage: Eukaryota; Fungi; Ascomycota; Eurotiomycetes; Eurotiales; Aspergillaceae. The transcript has 2 exons. The record is from RefSeq and is a predicted model, not a curated record.